This is a messenger RNA of Salmo salar (Atlantic salmon), 3208 nucleotides long. It is a transcript of the gene gmpr2, whose product is annotated as guanosine monophosphate reductase 2. Gene Ontology annotation, molecular function: GMP reductase activity. The record is from RefSeq and is a predicted model, not a curated record. Lineage: Eukaryota; Metazoa; Chordata; Actinopteri; Salmoniformes; Salmonidae. Gene Ontology annotation, cellular component: GMP reductase complex. Gene Ontology annotation, biological process: nucleotide metabolic process.
CGAAUAAUAGAACUACAAUAAUGGCUUUACAGUAAAAACCCGUCCUCUUAGACAUUCAUGCCUCGCAUUUGUAGCAGAAACAGUGCUGGUGAAAUAAGAUAUCUUUCUCAUACAUUUCAUAACGACAGAGCAGACAAAGAUACAACGUGUCCAUACUACAGAUAACCAGCAGUAGAAAUGCCUCGCAUUGAGAAUGACAUCAAGUUGGACUUCAAGGACGUACUUCUCCGUCCGAAACGAAGCACACUCAAGUCCCGUAGUGAGGUGGACCUGAUGAGAAGUUACACCUUCAGGAACUCCAAGGGAAGCUACAGAGGAAUCCCCAUCGUUGCAGCCAACAUGGACACUGUCGGCACCUUCGAGAUGGCUCUGGCUUUGUCCAAGUUCACACUCUUCACUACCAUUCACAAGCACUAUUCAGUAGAUGACUGGAAGGAGUUUGCAACAAAGAAUCCAGAAUGUGUACCGAGUAUGGCAGUCAGCACAGGGACAGGUGAAGGGGACUUUGACAAGCUGGGUGAGGUCAUAGCCGCUGUGCCUCAGCUCCAGUACAUCUGUGUGGAUGUGGCCAAUGGCUACUCUGAGCACUUUGUCCACUUUGUGAAAGACGUGCGUCAGAAGUACCCGACACACACCAUCAUGGCGGGUAAUGUGGUUACCGGGGAGAUGGUGGAGGAGCUGAUCCUCGCUGGCGCUGACAUCAUCAAAGUGGGCAUCGGACCAGGCUCUGUGUGCACCACCCGUAAGAAAACAGGGGUGGGUUAUCCCCAGCUGAGCGCUGUGAUAGAGUGUGCAGAUGCUGCCCACGGUCUGGGCGGACACAUCAUCUCUGAUGGUGGAUGCACUUGCCCUGGUGACGUUUCCAAGGCUUUUGGUGCCGGGGCGGACUUUGUGAUGCUGGGCGGGAUGCUGGCCGGCCACUCAGAGAGCGGGGGCGAGGUCAUCGAGAAGAACGGGAAGAAGUACAAGCUGUUCUACGGCAUGAGCUCCGACACGGCCAUGAAGAGACACGCCGGGGGUGUGGCCGAGUACAGGGCAUCUGAAGGGAAGACGGUAGAGGUAGUCUACAAGGGUCCCGUGGACGUGACCAUACGGGAUGUCCUGGGGGGGGUACGCUCCACCUGUACCUACGUGGGUGCAGGGAAGCUCAAGGAGCUCAGCCGCAGGACCACCUUCAUCAGGGUCACCCAGCAGCUCAACACCGUCUUUGGGAACGAUAACUAGGCGAGGCCCAGGCUGGUUCACACACACACACACACACACAUCCACACACCAUACCGUUGAUAGUAAGAAUCAGUCAUUUGAGAAACUUAAACCUAGGAUAAAUGUUUGGUUACCAAAACCAAAACCUUUUUAGAUAAUACUAUCAAACAAUCCCUUAUCUAAGAGUCAUAUUUAAGCAAAAGGCAUUAGGCGAGGGCUGUUCUUAAGCACGACGCAACGCGGAGUGCCUGUAUACAAGCCCUUAGCCGUGGUAUAUUGGCCAUAUACCACAAACCCCCGAGGUGCCUUAUUGCUAUUAUAAACUGAUUACCAACGUAAUUAGAGCAGUAAAAAUACAUAUUUUGUCAUACCAAUCAGCAUUCAGGGCUCGAAUCCACCCAGUUCAUAAUUCAACUUUAAACAUAUUUGACUUAUUCUAAACUGCCAUAAAUGUACAUUUCUUGGUAAUAAGUGAACUGAGGGCACUUCAGGACGUAUUCCAGGUUUUUCUUUUGUCAUCUUGCUCAAUCAUUCCCAUUCAGCUCUGGGGGCCGUGAGUACAGGCUUCCUCUAUGUCCAACAUUAUCUACCACGUCCUAUCAUUUCGCGUGAUCUUGCUCUCUCUCUCUUUACCUCUCAAUCCCCCGUUUUCCUAACACUUCUAUGCACAUCCCUGUUUUUCAAGACAUCUCAUCGCCAUGCUGUUUGAAAACCAUGUGCCAUAAAUUAAUAUACAGUAUUUCACUGUAUGAAGUAUGUACUAUAUCGAGAUUGCAAGCGUUAAAAACAUCGGGCUACAUACAGUGAAGAGAUUCAGAUGUUCAUAAUAAUGACCAAUACAGCUGAUUUAAAAUAUUUCAGAUUAUUUUGUCCUUUUCAAAAUAACUUAAAUAUAUAUAAAUAAAUAAUAUAAAUAUAUAAAUAUUGCACUUAAUGAUUUGCAAUGAUGUGGUAUUCCAGUCAUUUUCCCCAUAGCAAGUUAGUUUUUCUGCUAUUCUCAUGCGGACCAAAUAUUAAAGCGAGGAGGAAAUAGAUACUGAAUGACAAUACUGACAAACAGGUGUUUCGUGUACUGUACAGCUACAGCAGAAACUUGGUCACUCAAAUUACACACAGCAUGUUGACGGGAAACUGUUGUGGAAUACAAAAUGUAGGGGUGCAAAAUUCCUGUAACUUUCCCCAAAUUCCCAGGUUUUCCAGAAGUCCUGAGUGGAACUUGGAAGAUUCCCAGAAUAUGGCAGGAAAAGCAGGAAAUCCAGCAAACCUCCAACCAGGAUUUCUGGAGAACUUGGGAAUUUUGGGAAAGUAACUGGAAUUUUGCAACCCUAAUUCAAAGUAUUGUAGAGACCUUAACACAACACCUAGCGACCUCAUCAAGAGGUUCGGACUUCUUAGCGUAAUGGUUAAGGUGUUGGCUUGACCGUCGCUGGACAUGGUUCGAGUCCUUGUCAGGGCUCCCUCCUGAAUUCGCUACAGUAUGUUUUGACGGUAAGGAAGGCAGGACCGCUUUGAGUGUUACCUCGACUUACUGUUCAUUUCUCACUUUUGUCAAUUAGACAAGAUAGAAUCUCCACGCAAUCAGUAUUCACAUUAUUACUUUACUGGAUAUUCAGUUUCUUUGCUAGAAUGUUGUCUAUGCAUUAUUAUUUUAAGGUGUGUAACUGAAUAGUUUUCAUUAUGUCUGUCUAUUUACUUUACUUCAUAGUGUUUUCCAGGAUGAUUCCUGUUCAUAUGUUUUGGUAUUAGUCAAACAUGUCAUGCUGUUUUUAAGCCAUACUUGUUGUUGUUUCAGUCUUGUCAGUUCUGACCAGUCGGAUAAACACUCCAAACAGCCUACCCGACCGCUCGGGGUCGUCCGCAUGGUCCUAAAGCACACCGUUGCCUCGUUUUGUAUCACAUUCCAAAAAUAAAACUGGGGGGGACAAAAAUUUAAAUUCAGGAUGACAUGUCCCCCCCAGUGAAAGUUGUGCCCCAGGUUGUGACCAAUAAAGAGCAUUCCAUAUGA